Molecule: messenger RNA, 2086 nt
Organism: Nicotiana attenuata
Lineage: Eukaryota; Viridiplantae; Streptophyta; Magnoliopsida; Solanales; Solanaceae
Product: probable trehalose-phosphate phosphatase F
Exons: 15
Coding region: 566-1585 (339 amino acids)
Biological process (GO): trehalose biosynthetic process
Molecular function (GO): trehalose-phosphatase activity
Source: RefSeq, a predicted model, not a curated record
AGGAAGAGGUUUUCCUUGUAUGGCACGUCGUUUUGGGGGACCUAUUUAUUUCUCUAUAAAUACUUGGCCUUUUCCCACCUCCAAUUACUUCUCUUCCUAAUUAAUUUCCUUUCGUUUUUCCUUAAUUUCCUUCUUAAUUUUCCAUUUCAUCUAUACUCCAUUCUUAGGGUUUUCUCAUUUCUUGAUAAUCUACACUGGUUUUUCUGGAUUCAUGGUUUGCACAUUCACAUUUUCUUGAGCUCUUUCAACCAGGUAGAAAGCACAGAGGCCUUAACUAGUAUCAAAAUUCUGAGCCAAAAGUGUUUUGUUCCCUAAAUGCAGUGCAGUGCGCCUCUGGAAAUGAGAUUUCAGGAAGCCUGUGAUUGAUGGACAGCAUAUGCAGCAGCAGCAAGAAGAAAAAGUUAAAGAGGUGGUUUUUCGUUGACAAAAGGGUGGGAUAGAAAGAUUAGCGAAAGCUUCUUCUAUUCUUACGGAUACUUCACUGAUAAACAAGUCUAGAUUUCGGAUCCAUUCAAAUUAUUGCCUUAUUCACAAUCGGGAGCCUUCAAUCUCCACUAGCGUGCUAAUGAUUCCGAGAAAGAAGCCAGGGAAGAUUGAUGAUGUUCGUUCUAAUGGUUGGCUUGAUGCAAUGAAGUCUUCUUCGCCUCCUAGUAAGAAGGUUCAAAAGGAAGUAGACGUCAAGGAUUAUUCAGAUGAUAGUGAUAUUGUUUACUGCUCUUGGAUGUUCAAGUAUCCAUCAGCUCUUAACUCCUUUCAGCAAAUUGUUAGCCAUGCAAAGAAUAAACAGAUUGUUAUCUUUUUAGACUACGAUGGGACUCUUUCCCCAAUUGUAGAUGACCCUGACCGUGCUUUUAUCUCCGCUGAUAUGCGUUCAGCUGUCAGGGAUGUUGCCAAGUAUUUCCCUACAGCCAUCAUCAGUGGAAGAAGCCGUGAUAAGGUUUAUCAAUUGGUAGGACUGACUGAACUCUCUUAUGCUGGUAGUCAUGGUAUGGACAUUAUGCUUCCAAUCAGAAAUGAUUUGUGCCGUAAUGAUUCACUUAUUAAAUCCAUUGACCAGCAGGGCAAGGAAGUUAAUCUAUUCCAGCCUGCUCGUGAAUUCUUGCCUAUGAUUGACGAGGUUUUUAGAACCCUUGUCGAUAAAACUAAAGAAGUAAAAGGCGUGAAAGUUGAGAACCACAAGUUUUGUGCCUCUGUACAUUACCGUAACGUAGAUGAGAAUAGUUGGCCAGUCGUUGCACAAUGCGUCCACGACGUCUUGAAAGAAUACCCUCGACUACGACAAACUCAUGGCCGGAAGGUUUUAGAGGUCCGUCCUGUAAUAGACUGGGACAAAGGAAAAGCAGUUGAGUUUCUGCUUGAAUCACUAGGUUUUCGAAAUAGCCAUAAUGUGCUCCCUAUUUAUAUUGGAGAUGAUAGAACAGACGAAGAUGCAUUCAAGGUUUUGAGGGGGAGAUAUCAAGGUUAUGGGAUUCUUGUUUCGGCUGUCCCAAAAGAGAGUAAUGCUAUCUUCUCUCUCAGGGAUACCUCAGAGGUCAAAGAAUUCUUGAAAUCUCUUGCAAAAAAUAUGGAAAAUCAAGAAAAUUAAAAUAAAAGGAGGGUGAGGGAAGCAGAAGGGAUACUAUAGAUAAGAAACACUACAUUAGGUUUCUGGAGUUUUAUGAAUAAACUGAAGCCAUUUCUUUACCAUUCUUCCGGUAUAUCUGUAUGGGCCAAAAAUUACCAUACUUAUGUGCGAGCCUAAUCGAUAUUAAGAAAGCCUUUGGAGGCCGCCAUAUGUUACCAAUUUGGUUUCAACGAAGGAUGAAGGCGAGGUCGAGGAGUCAACAGAGUUCGAGGUCGAGGACGAGUACUCCCCUUAAUAGAGCAGUAACCGCUAGUUUUAGAAAUAAGACUUUAAAGAGAAUAUUUCAGUGAAUAUUCCUGGACUAUAUACUAUUAGUGUUUUGUGGUUCAUGCUACCUUAUAAAUAGAAAGAUAUGUAGUUAUAGAGGGUGAUUGGACACUCAUUGUAAGAAACAAGAUAUUGACAUUUUCUGAAGAUUCUUGCUUUAUUACAUAUAUAUACAAAAUAUACCUUUUCUUUAAA